Adineta ricciae is the source of this 2613-nucleotide messenger RNA. The record is from the annotation of a GenBank genome assembly. NCBI's taxonomy places the organism in Eukaryota, Metazoa, Rotifera, Eurotatoria, Adinetida, Adinetidae.
AUGACUACUGUACUUCAUCAGCCUACGCUUACGGAAAGUCUUACUUUACUCGGAUGGAAAUUAAAACGCGAUGCAGAAAUUCGAGAACGAAAAGAUGAAGCGAAUUUCGAAUGCGACGUUGAACCAACAUCUACAUCCUAUGCAGCAUUUGAAUAUAUGUCAACAACCGAUGAUGGCUACGAUCCAUAUGCUAGUCUGAAUGUUGAUCUUUGUCUCGAAGUUGAUGCAUUGGAUUUGAAUAAUACAAGUCAACAAAAUAAUGAUGAUUAUGAUCCGUAUGAAGUUUUUAUGAGAAUGAAUACACGUCGAACAGCUAAUGGACGCGAACGACCUCCACUUGCAGUCUUACCUUCGCACUCAACGUCACCUCUAGUCAAUAAUUAUCGACAUUAUAAUUUUGCUGAUGACGAUACACCAGUUAAAUAUCCAUUAGCCAUUGGACAUGUCGACCGCCGAGUAAAAACUCCUAAUAUUCGUGGUGGGUACACAAAUCGGCCAUCAUUUGAAGAAGAUCGUCGGUCUCGUGGCGGAAUGACUAAUCGGCCAGUUGUCCCACCUUCUACUUCGUCCUAUCGUCAACCUUCGACAAUGAUUCCUCGUCGUGGUGCUCCAGCAUCGUAUAGUGGUACACGUGGUAAUAAUUAUCAAAUACGUCGUAGUAUUCCUCCACCACCACGUCUUUAUCCUCGUUCAGAAUAUCCACCUAGUGCAUCGUCGAAACGCGUUACAUUUCGUCAUUCAAAUGAUUUUAAUUCAGGUGAUGAUUUUGACGAAGAUGAAGAAGACGAUGAUAGUCUUGAAGGUGAACUUCAUCAACCAAUUCAACGUCGGAAUAAACCGCCACGACGUACAGCUGCUCGAAUUGCUGUUCAACGCUUUCGAGCUGGUCAUCUUCGUUCGUCGAUUGCUGAUGAUGAUCUCGAUGAUGAUAUUGCACCAACGGUUACCGAAAUGGAUAUGCUCGAAGAUCAAGAACUCGAUGAUGAAGAGAAUGAUGAAGAAAUGAAUGUACAAACAGCAAGUACAAAAACAAUGUCAUCACCAGCGAAACUAUUACCUCCUCCAGCUGCACCUCCUGUUAAACCGACAGGAGGAACGAUUAAAUCGUCCUAUAUUGGUAAUAUGCUACCAAGUUUCUACGAACAAUUGCCUGAAUCGAAAAAAAUGCUCUUACAAGAUGCAACCAUUGAUUCAUCAUCCAAUAGCAUAAUGAAUAUUGAUGGAUCAACAAAGAGUCAAAUCGAAAUUGUUUCACCGGGAAAGAAACAAGCGGGCUUAACAACCGAACAUAUCGAAGGUCCUGGUGGCGAAGAGAUAAUCGAUGAAGAAAAUCGUUUGCAAUUCCGCAAUACGACCAUUGCUCAACCUAAUAAACGUUCUACAGGUUAUCAAAAUUCCAAACGGUACUAUGACAACGAAGAUGAAGAAGAAGAGCAACAACAAAUGAGAAAGCGUAGUCGUCCGAAUGAUGAUGAUUAUUCAGUAAAUAGUAAUAAUAGACAAUCACAAUAUGCAAAACAAAAUCGAUAUCGAAAAUAUGAAGAUGAUGAAGAGUACGAUAUCAAUCAAGAUUCACAACAACAACAACAAGAAGAAGAAUUUCAUCAAACAAUACGAGUACCUGCUCGACGAGGUCGACCACCUUCUCAACAUCACCACCACCAACAACAGCAACAGCAGCAGCAAGAAGAUCCAUCGAAAAAGUACGCGCGUAUUAUCUCUCAAUUCGAAGAACAACACGGUUUGAAAUUCGGUGAUAUGCGUGUCUUUGCACCUAAACUUCGUUUACGCAUAUCCAGUGUGAACGUCAAUUGGAUCAAUCUACCACCGAUACCUAAAUUACCUAAUAAACAAAAUGAUCAUCAACAUUAUCUUUGUCAUUGUUAUCAUAUGUAUUCAUUACGAAGUGAAUACGAUCGUGGUGUGAACACAUUCUCACCUGAAGGUCGACUUUUUCAAGUUGAAUAUGCGAUUGAAGCAAUCAAAUUUGGUACAACAGCUAUCGGAAUCAUGACAUCAGAAGGUGUAGUCUUGGCAACUGAAAAACGUAUUACAUCAGUUCUUAUCGAGCCACGUAGUAUCGAAAAAAUUGUUGAAGUCGAUGCUCAUUGUGGUUGCGCAAUGUCUGGCUUGAUCGCUGAUGCUAAGACUUUGAUCGAUAAAGCUCGUGUUGAAGCGCAAAAUCAUUGGUUUACUCAUAAUGAACGCAUGACUAUUGAGUCUAUCACUCAAUCCGUAUCAAAUAUGGCAUUAGCAUUCAGUGAUGAUUCCGAUGAAGUCGCACCGAUCUCACGUCCAUUCGGUGUGGCACUUUUAUUUGCUGGUUGGGAUGAAAAUGGUCCUCACCUUUUUCAUCUUGAUCCAUCCGGUACUUAUACAGAAUACGAUGCUAAAGCGAUUGGAUCAGGUAGUGAAGGUGCUGAUCAAACACUUCAAGAUGUUUAUCAUAAAUCAAUGAAAUUACCGGAAGCAUGUAAACAUGUUUUAACAAUUCUUAAACAAGUCAUGGAAGAAAAAUUAAAUGCAACAAAUGUUGAAAUGGCCACUGUCGAUGCCAAAGGCUACCGUUUAUUUAAAAAGGAAGAAAUCGACGAUAUUAUUAAGAAUAUGUAA